Nanorana parkeri is the source of this 3113-nucleotide messenger RNA. RefSeq names its product VPS50, EARP/GARPII complex subunit (gene VPS50). The transcript is spliced from 28 exons. The record is from RefSeq and is a predicted model, not a curated record. Gene Ontology annotation, molecular function: SNARE binding. NCBI's taxonomy places the organism in Eukaryota, Metazoa, Chordata, Amphibia, Anura, Dicroglossidae. The coding region runs from base 143 to 3031 and encodes 962 amino acids. Gene Ontology annotation, cellular component: EARP complex. Gene Ontology annotation, biological process: retrograde transport, endosome to Golgi; endocytic recycling.
GUCAUGUGACAGCCUGACCUCCUGUCAGCUGUCACGUGACGGGCAGUAUGGCUUCCCCGUGUGUCAGGUAGACCGGCCGCCGAUGUUGGUGACCGGGAAGUCGGGCCUGUGAGACCGGGGAGAGGGAAGCAGCGGCUUGGACAUGCAGAAGAUCAAGUCUCUGAUGACCCGCCAGGGUCUGAAAAGUCCACAAGACAGCGUCCAUGAUCUCAGUCCGGUUGAAAACUUUAGAAUUCCGUCCAAGGAGGAGCAGCGGGAAUUUCGUGAAAAGGCCAUUGAUCCUGAAGCUGAACAGGAGAUCAUCAACAGCAUCGAAGAAGUCUACUUCUCCAAUGACUCGCUGGAUAUAGUCCAAUAUGAGCUUGAGAAGCUUCCACCAGUCUUCAGUCUGCAGGAGAUUGAAGAGUACAGAGAUAAGUUGAAGAGACAGCAGGCAGCGGUGUCAAAGAAAGUCGCUGAUCUGAUUCUAGAGAAACAGCCGUCGUAUGUGAAGGAGCUGGAGCGAGUCACAUCUCUGCAGACGAGUCUUCAGCUUGCUGCUGUCAUAUGUUCUAAUGGAAGGAGACAUUUAAAUACAGCGAAGGAAGGAUUUACACAAGCCAGUCUGGGCCUUCUGGCAAACCAGAGGAAACGUCAGCUAUUGAUUGACCUGCUGAAGUCCCUGAGAACAAUUAAAACCCUGCAAAGAACUGAUGUACGCCUCAGUGAGAUGCUGGAGGAGGAAGAUUACCCCGGAGCCAUUCAGCUGUGUCUGGAGUGUCAGAAAGCGGCGAGUACAUUUAAACACUACAGCUGUAUAAGUGAUCUGAACUCAAAACUGCAAGACACUUUGGAACAAAUUGAGGAACAAUUGGAUGUCGCACUGGCUAAGAUCUGCAAGAACUUUGAUGUUGCUCAUUACACGAAGGUGCAGCAGGCGUACAGACUACUGGGGAAGACACAGACUGCAAUGGACCAGCUGCACAUGCACUUCACUCAAGCCAUCCACAACACCGUGUUUCAGGUGGUUCUGGGUUACGUGGAGCUGUGUGCCGGAAAUACGGAUACCAAGUUUCAGAAACUGCCCUACAAAGACCUCUGCAUGCACAUAACAUCGGACAGCUACAUCCCAUGCUUGACAGACCUCUGCAAGGCACUCUGGGAAGUCAUGUUGAGCUACUUUUGUACAAUGCAGUGGCAUGAGAAAAAUGAUCAUGAGGAACCUCAGGCAGCUUCAGAUAGCACCCCUGGAAAUGAAGAAAAUAACUUUGAUCGGAGCUAUAUUAAGAAGAAGCUGGAACACGGAUUAACACGCAUCUGGCAGGAUGUUCAGCUAAAAGUGAAAACGUACCUACUUGGAACCGAUAUGUCCAACUUCAAAUAUGACGACUUCAUUAUGGUCCUGGAUAUAAUUAGCAGGCUAAUGCAAGUGGGAGAGGAGUUCUGUGGCAGCAAGUCAGAAGUCUUACAGGAAUCCAUAAGGAAACAAAGUGUCAACUAUUUUAAAAAUUAUCACAGAACGCGGCUUGAAGAGCUUCGAAUGUUCCUCGAAAAUGAAACAUGGGAGCUGUGCCCGGUCAAGUCCAGUUUCAGCAUAUUACAGUUACAUGAAUUUAAGUGUUUAACUCAGUCUCGUUCCCCAUCGAUGUCACCAAGCAAACAAGCGUCUGCAACUGACUCUGCUACAUUGUCCUUGUUUGAUCAGUAUAUCAGUGAAGGCAAUCCUUUCGAGAUACAAGCUUCUAUGAAGGAUGAUGAAACAGAGGAUGUGCUGGCAGCCAAUGGGUAUGAAUCUGAUGAGCUGGAAAAAAGUGCGUAUCAGGAGUACGACAGUGACAGCGAUGUACCAGAAGAGCUGAAGCGGGAUUAUGUGGAUGAGCAGACCGGAGAUGCGCCAUCGAAGAGUGUUUCGAGAGAGACUCUGCGCAGCAGGAAGCGAUCAGAUUACAGCCUGAACAAGAUGAAUGCGCCCAUCCUUACCAAUACAACGCUCAACGUAAUAAGGCUUGUUGGAAAGUAUAUGCAGAUGAUGACUAUACUGAAACCCAUCGCUUUUGAUGUGAUUCACUGCAUGUCGCAGCUGUUUGAUUACUAUUUGUACGCCGUCUAUACGUUUUUUGGAAGAAAUGAUGCAUUUGAAUCCACUGGGCUCGGUCUAAGCAGCAGUCGGCUCAGAACAACAUUAAGCAGAAUCCAGGAAAGUCUCAUUGAUUUGGAAGUGUCUGCUGAAAAUGCUGGAUCCUUGGCACCGUCUGAGGAAAGAAAGGAGAAAGUACCGAGUCCACAUCUUAGCCAUCUGGUGGUUCUGACAUCUAGCAAUACCCUGUAUGGGCUCUCCCAGAGAGUGGUGGCCACAGAGUCCCUGGUCUUUCUGGCUGAGCAGUUUGAAUCUCUGCAGACGCAUCUGGACUCUGUGAUGCCGUCAGCUAAAAAGCCUUUUCUGCAGCAGUUCUAUUCUCAGACCGUGUCCACCGCCAGCGAGCUCCGCAAGCCAAUUUACUGGAUCGUAGCAGCGAAGGCUAUCGAUUAUGAGCAAUUACUUGUGCUUAUGGCGAACGUGAAGUGGGACGUAAAGGAAAUCAUGUCACAGCACAAUGUGUAUGUUGAUGCUUUAUUGAAGGAAUUUGAGCUGUUUAAUAAGAAAUUGUCUGAACUGUCAAAGCACGUCCGUAUACCUCUGCCCGUGUCCAAUAUUCUCUGGGAACACUGCAUACGACUCGCCAACAGGACACUUGUGGAGGGAUAUGCCAAUGUGAAGAAGUGCAGCAAUGAAGGGCGAGCUCUGAUGCAGCUGGACUACCAGCAGUUCCUGAUGAAGCUGGAGAAGCUGACAGACAUCCGGCCCAUUCCCGAUAAGGAGUUUGUGGAGACUUACAUCAAGGCCUAUUACCUGACGGAGAAUGACAUGGAACGGUGGAUCAAGGAGCACCGGGAAUACUCCAUGAAGCAGCUAACCAACUUGGUGAACGUUUGUCUCGGUUCCCACAUCAAUAAAAAGGCCAGACAGAAGCUCCUGUCGGCUAUUGAUGACAUGGACCGACCGAAAAGAUAAUCCACUGGGGGGUUGCCCCCUGACUGGUCUGAUGUUACAGCGUUUCCGAGCCAUCAUAGCCCUAGCUUAUUUAAAAGGCCAG